CUUUUCUUUUUUUACUUUACUUCUUCAACAAUCAUUGUUAAACAUGGCAGCUCCUCUUACUCACCCUAGCAUCCAAGACGGUUGGUUCAUGGAAAAGUCCACUAUGUGGCCUGGUCAAGCAAUGGCUCUCAAGGUUGAAGAAAUUCUUCAUGUUGAAAAGUCCAAGUUCCAAGACGUUCUUGUAUUCCAAUCUUCUGAUUACGGUAAUGUUUUGGUUCUUGAUGGUGUUAUUCAAGCUACUGAACGCGAUGAAUUCUCUUACCAAGAAAUGAUCACUCAUCUUGCUAUGAACUCUCACCCCAACCCCAAGAAGGUUCUCGUUAUUGGUGGUGGUGAUGGUGGUGUUCUUCGUGAAGUGAUCAAGCAUGAAUCUGUUGAAGAAGCUGUCCUUGUUGAUAUUGAUGAAGCUGUCCCUCGUGUUUCUAAAAAGUAUCUUCCUAACAUGGCUAUUGGUUUUGAACAUCCUAAUGUCAAGGUUCAUAUUGGUGAUGGCGUGGAAUUCUUGAAGGAUAAGGUCAAUCAAUAUGAUGUGAUUAUCACCGAUUCUUCGGACCCUGAUGGUCCUGCUGAAGGUCUUUUUGGUGCUGAAUUUUUUGAACUCUUAAAGAAUGCUUUGACUGAGAAUGGUGUAUUCUCUACUCAAGGUGAAUGCAUGUGGCUUCAUUUGCCUUUGAUCAAAAAGGUUCUCAAAUUCUGCAAGGGUCUUUAUCCUAAGGUUGAAUAUGCUUACACUUGUAUUCCUACUUAUCCUAGUGGUCAAAUUGGUCAUGUCCUUUGUUCCAAGAAUGCUGAAACCAACUUCCGUGAACCUCUUCGCAAGUUUACUCCUGAACAAGAAAAUAAUAUGUUGCGUUACUACAAUUCUGAAAUUCACAAGGCUGCCUUUGUUUUGCCUCAAUUCGCAAAGAAAGCUUUGAACGAAGAAUGAUUAGGAAUAGAAUUAGAUAGGUUGUAUAUAGUCUUUCCUUUUUAAUAAAACUUUAUUUUUCAUUUUUUUUUUUGUACCA
Molecule: messenger RNA, 1007 nt
Organism: Halteromyces radiatus
Lineage: Eukaryota; Fungi; Mucoromycota; Mucoromycetes; Mucorales; Cunninghamellaceae
Product: spermidine synthase
Exons: 5
Coding region: 44-928 (294 amino acids)
Biological process (GO): spermidine biosynthetic process
Cellular component (GO): cytosol
Molecular function (GO): spermidine synthase activity
Source: RefSeq, a predicted model, not a curated record